AUGGACGACGAAGCUAUGGAAGAUCCAGAUGCAAAGGAUGCUAAGGAUGACGACGGCAAAGAUGAGCGAGCUGCAUUCUGUUGCGCGCAGGUGAAAAGACUGCGUAGAACAACGACGGGCACGAGUCAGGUGGUUAGCAUCAGCUUGGCAUAUAGAAUAACUGUUCACGAGCUGUUCAUGGAGUGUCUCGGUGACGCCGACGUCGCAUCCUGA
Messenger RNA from Peronospora matthiolae, 213 nucleotides. The record is from the annotation of a GenBank genome assembly. NCBI's taxonomy places the organism in Eukaryota, Oomycota, Peronosporomycetes, Peronosporales, Peronosporaceae.